AUGGCCAAUGAGCAGUAUCUAUUUACAGAUAAAUAUGCUUCAGCAGUUACUUCGUGCCUUCAGGACUUUAGCGAAUUGAAUGAAGAUAGAAUUAUAUUUGACCAAGGGUUUAAUAAGAUUUGUGAAAUUUAUGGAGCACUGAAUAAUUUGCAAAGAGCUAGCGAUCUAUUUGAGCCAUCUCACGUUUGGAUAGUGAUGUUGGUGGGGAUGGCAUCUGCUGGAUUGGAGGAGAAGAUUGUCGAAGCUGGUGGGUAA
This is a messenger RNA of Dovyalis caffra, 255 nucleotides long. The record is from the annotation of a GenBank genome assembly. Lineage: Eukaryota; Viridiplantae; Streptophyta; Magnoliopsida; Malpighiales; Salicaceae.